Symphalangus syndactylus (siamang) is the source of this 2807-nucleotide messenger RNA. It is a transcript of the gene PDCD4, whose product is annotated as programmed cell death 4. Gene Ontology annotation, biological process: negative regulation of DNA-templated transcription. Gene Ontology annotation, cellular component: nucleus; cytosol. NCBI's taxonomy places the organism in Eukaryota, Metazoa, Chordata, Mammalia, Primates, Hylobatidae. The record is from RefSeq and is a predicted model, not a curated record.
AGAGGAAAAGUCACAGAGAACAGCAGGGGAGGUGGAAGUUUCAAUACGGAAAUUGUAGCCACGGCUGAGAACCCUAGCACUGGAGGCCAGAAUUUGUGCGUUUGAACGCCAGAGGCUUGGCUAGUCAUGAUUAGCAAAGGAACUUCAAAGAGUUUUGGAGCCUGUUUUAUAUCUGUGAAAUGGGAAUUAUUUCUAUCUCAAAGGUUUGAGGGGAUUCGCUGAGAGAAACUUCUUAGCACGGGAUCUGCAGAAACUAGAAGCCACAGGGAAAGCAGGGGCCAGAGGGAGAAGGAAUCGGACAGGCUGAUCACUUGGAGUGUUCGCCUAAGCAGUGUCAAGAAAUGGAGGUAGGGACCGUCAAGAAGCUCAAAACCUUUGCUUCAGCCGAGUUUGCAGAACGUCCUGUGAGGAAAAUGGCUCCGGCUCCGCCGCCACGAUUGGCCAGCCGACCACCCGGCCUCGGCCAAUAAGCGCCGCCCUCUCGCCCCCGUGUUACUGGGUAGAAGAAAACAAAAACAAACGGAGCGAGAGGGGCCAGAGACUCUCCGAGGCGGCGGCAGAGGAAGAGCGGGGUCGGGGCCGGCUGACCAGGGACCUGGGCGAGCAGCGGCGGGGGCCCUAGGGAUAAAUUUAUCAAGAAGAUUGGAACCAAAUGUUAAUUAGGAUUCUGAAGGAAGAUUUCCAUUUGGUAAUUUGUUUAAUCAGUGCAAGCAAAAUUAAGGGAAAAUGGAUGUAGAAAAUGAGCAGAUACUGAAUGUAAACCCUGCAGAUCCUGAUAAUUUAAGUGACUCUCUCUUUUCCGGUGAUGAAGAAAAUGCUGGGACUGAGGAAAUAAAGAAUGAAAUAAAUGGAAAUUGGAUUUCAGCAUCCUCCAUUAAUGAAGCUAGAAUUAAUGCCAAGGCAAAAAGGCGACUAAGGAAAAACUCAUCCCGGGACUCUGGCAGAGGCGAUUCGGUCAGUGACAAUGGGAGUGAUGCCCUUAGAAGUGGAGUAACUGUGCCAACCAGUCCAAAGGGAAGGUUGCUGGAUAGGCGAUCCAGAUCUGGGAAAGGAAGGGGACUACCAAAGAAAGGUGGUGCAGGAGGCAAAGGUGUCUGGGGUACACCUGGACAGGUGUAUGAUGUGGAGGAGGUAGAUGUGAAAGAUCCUAACUAUGAUGAUGACCAGGAGAACUGUGUUUAUGAAACUGUAGUUUUGCCUUUGGAUGAAAGGGCAUUUGAGAAGACUUUAACACCAAUCAUACAGGAGUAUUUUGAGCAUGGAGAUACUAAUGAAGUUGCGGAAAUGUUAAGAGAUUUAAAUCUUGGUGAAAUGAAAAGUGGAGUACCGGUGUUGGCAGUAUCCUUAGCAUUGGAGGGGAAGGCUAGUCAUAGAGAGAUGACAUCUAAGCUUCUUUCUGACCUUUGUGGGACAGUAAUGAGCACAAGUGAUGUGGAAAAAUCAUUUGAUAAAUUGUUGAAAGAUCUACCUGAAUUAGCAUUGGAUACUCCUAGAGCACCACAGUUGGUGGGCCAGUUUAUUGCUAGAGCUGUUGGAGAUGGAAUUUUAUGUAAUACCUAUAUUGAUAGUUACAAAGGAACUGUAGAUUGUGUGCAGGCUAGAGCUGCUCUGGAUAAGGCUACUGUGCUUCUGAGUAUGUCUAAAGGUGGAAAGCGUAAAGAUAGUGUGUGGGGCUCUGGAGGUGGGCAGCAGUCUGUCAAUCACCUUGUUAAAGAGAUUGAUAUGUUGCUGAAAGAAUAUUUACUCUCUGGAGACAUAUCUGAAGCUGAACAUUGCCUUAAGGAACUGGAAGUACCUCAUUUUCACCAUGAGCUUGUAUAUGAAGCUAUUAUAAUGGUUUUAGAGUCAACUGGAGAAAGUACAUUUAAGAUGAUUUUGGAUUUAUUAAUGUCCCUUUGGAAGUCUUCUACCAUUACUGUAGACCAAAUGAAAAGAGGUUAUGAGAGAAUUUACAAUGAAAUUCUGGACAUUAAUCUGGAUGUCCCACAUUCAUACUCUGUGCUGGAGCGGUUUGUAGAAGAAUGUUUUCAGGCUGGAAUAAUUUCCAAACAACUCAGAGAUCUUUGUCCUUCAAGGGGCAGAAAGCGUUUUGUAAGCGAAGGAGAUGGAGGUUGUCUUAAACCAGAGAGCUACUGAAUAUAAGAACUCUUGCAGUCUUAGAUGUUAUAAAAAUAUAUAUCUGAAUUGUAAGAGUUGUUAGCACAAAAAAUUUUUUUUUUUUUUUUUUUUUUUUUUUAGCACUUGUUUUGGGUACAAGGCAUUUCUGACAUUUUAUAAACCUACAUUUAAGGGGAAUUUUUAAAGGAAAUGUUUUUUCUUUUUUUUUUGUUUUUCGAGGGGGCAAGGAGGGACAGAAAAGUAACCUCUUCUUAAGUGGAAUAUUCUAAUAAGCUACCUUUUGUAAGUGCCAUGUUUAUGACCUAAUCAUUCCAAGUUUUGCAUUGAUGUCUGACUGCCACUCCUUUCUUUCAAGGACAGUGUUUUUUGUAGUAAAAUCACUGGUUUAUACAAAGCUUUAUUUAGGGGGUAAAGUUAAGCUGCUAAAACCCCAUGUUGGCUGCUGCUGUUGAGAUACUGUGCUUUGGGAGUAAAAAAAGAAAGUUAUUUCUUUGUCUUAAAGAAUUUUUUAAAAAUUAGUCAUGAGACUUAUUCAUCUUUCCAGGGAACAUACUGAUUGGUCUUAAAAGACUAGACAGUUAAGUAAAAGGUGGCUGGAACAUCUAUUUUUCUACAAAACUGGAAAAAUGAACCUGGUUCUAGAAGAAUGUACACCAAAAUAAAACAUGUGAAGCAGUGUUGAUUCUUUA